AAAAUUUCAUCUCUGAAAGGUUUGCAACGCAAACGCGAUACCAAGCUUUAUAAUGAUUAUGGAUCCAUCUACCUUGUUGAUGUUGCAGUUGGAACACCCCCUCAGGUUUUUGAAUUAGCAGUAGACACAGGAAGCUCCGAUCUUUGGAUUCCAGGCUCGCAAUGUCCAGAUUCUCUUUGUCCUCUUGUCAAGUUUAAUGAGGCCAAUUCAACAACCUAUAAGCCAACAUCCGAAAAUUUUAAUAUUAAAUAUGGCACUGGAAACGCAACUGGAAAAUAUGCAUUAGACACCAUAACAAUCGCAGGGGCGACAAUCGAAGAGCAGCAAUUUGGUUAUGUUUCCGCUACAAAUAAUAUCUUGACGGAAGUAACAUCAUUAAGCGGCGACGAAGUCACUACAACUAACGAAACCAUAGCUUCUGAUUCAUAUUAUCAUAUGAAUGGUAUAUUCGGUUUAGGGUUUCCUUUUCUUACCGCAUCAGCUACAAGUUAUAAUCCAUUCUUGUUCAACCUCAAAGCAUUAAAUAAGAUCAGCCAAAAUAUCUUUUCGAUCUACAUGAACAAUCGAGAGGUUUAUGGUGAUUCUGGAGAAAUAAUUCUUGGCGGUAUCGACAAGACGAAAUAUACGGGAGAGAUUAUUUACGUUCCGGUUUCAAAAACUACUCGCCAGACAUCUAGUAUUCAAACUAAAACUGACUAUGGAUAUUGGCAAGUAAAUGGUCAAGGAGUAGGCGUAGCAAAUGGUGUCACAGCCGAUGUCCAACUUGAUUUUCAAGAGACAGUACCUUUUGUAUUUGACACGGGUACCACAUUGAGUUAUUUCCCAAGUAAUGUGCUUGAGCCACUCUUGAUUGCAUCAGUUGGCAAAACUAACGUGGUGUAUGAUCAAGUGAAUAAUUAUUUCCAGAUUCGAUGUUCCAUGGCCAAGCGAAAUACAACUAUACAAAUUAUGUUAUCCACAUCGUCUAAUAUCAGCAGUGAACCUAUUACAAUGCAUGUUCCAAUUUCUGACAUUAUUUUCCCAAUGGAUACAAGAUAUAUUGCUACAGCCACUAUUUGUAUGUUUGGCAUUGUACCUACUACAGGUACAAUUUUUAUCGGAGAAUCAUUAUUAAGAAGUGUAUACCAAGUCUAUGAUGCUGAACAAAAUAGAAUUGGCAUUGCUGGAGCUGUUGGUUCGGCGGCUACCGUUACAACAGGAAAAGGCGUAUCGAAUAAUAAUGGCGGAAGUAAUACUGGAAGCAGCAAUGAUAAUAAUAACAAAACAAGUCCCUCAUCUGGGUCGAACAUGACAAAAUCCAGCAUGAUGACUUCUUUAUUAGGCCUAGCCUUUGCAUUUUAUAUUUCACAUUAAUAAAAAUUAACAUUUGAUAAUUUU
Messenger RNA from Mucor mucedo, 1377 nucleotides. Its product is annotated as aspartic peptidase domain-containing protein. The record is from RefSeq and is a predicted model, not a curated record. The annotation marks the transcript as partial. NCBI's taxonomy places the organism in Eukaryota, Fungi, Mucoromycota, Mucoromycetes, Mucorales, Mucoraceae. Gene Ontology annotation, molecular function: aspartic-type endopeptidase activity. Gene Ontology annotation, biological process: proteolysis. The transcript has 2 exons.